Molecule: messenger RNA, 3050 nt
Organism: Pocillopora meandrina
Lineage: Eukaryota; Metazoa; Cnidaria; Anthozoa; Scleractinia; Pocilloporidae
Source: the annotation of a GenBank genome assembly
AUGUCUGUUCUCUCGAUGUAAAACCACUUUAAAUCAGUCCUUCCUCUUGAGGACCUCGCAAAUGGAACAUAAACAAAAUAUUGUGUCAUAAUUAGAGUAAGAUUUUUAAUAAUCUGAUCUCUCCUUCGAUACUUCUCUUUCCUCUAAAAAGAAAUCGUAGCACAAAUUCAAGUUAGCCGUAUAGUCUGGAUCUUUACGCCAUGGUAACUGAAAAAAAAAUGAGAUAUGGGUUAUGAACAUUUCGGGUGAGUUUUAAGAGAGCAGUCGCCCUUUUAGGCCGCUGGCUAUGUAUAGAAAUAAAUUUCAAAUAAACGGUAAUUUGCGGUAAAUAUAGCUGCCAGAUGGUUUAAACUGGAUUCAUCACCGAUUAUAGAUCGGGCUAUUUGGAAAUAACUUGAUACAUAAAGCGACCAUAAGCAAACUCCUCAAUCUUGAUUGGCUUACAGGUAAUGUUAUAUCUGACCAAAAAAUCAUGGUCCACAAAUAUGUUAUGAUUACGUGUCAUGGUUCAGCACCAUUUGUUGCAGAGCUUAAGAUUGUUUUAUGGUUUUUUGAUAAAAACAAACAGAAAAAAUUUUCCACUUGUGUAAAAUAAAAAUAAGAGAGAGCCAGCUUACAUCUAACGCGUGUAAAAUAUCAGUUAUAGAUAAAUUAUUAAAUUUAAGCUUGCAGUCCCAAAACAAAGUAAUUAAAUUAAAGAGAUUAAGAUUUACAAAUAAGGCAAACGGAUGAAAUUUAUUUUCUUGUCGUCUGCUGUCGGCCAUUUUUACAUUAAAUUCAGAAUAUUUGCGGUGACCGUUGACAAGAGACUUUUGAAAUUUUCAAAAAAAAGGCUAACGCUCGAGACGUCAGCUCUAGAACCUCUUUAUGAUACCAAAUUUACAUUAUCAACUCAGUUGAUAGAGACAAAUUAUACUAUGUUGACCCGAGGACUAUAAAGAUAGGGGGUGAAUAGAGAGUUGACUACGCCGUUGCCGGAAAUUUCCUGUUUAAACUCAGAUCAACAGCGGGACGAACAAGGUUCAAGCAUACGAGGGAGAAUUUGGUUUGAUCACUUUCAGAUUUUUCGUUUGCCAUUCGAGAAAAUUUUCUCCAUCCUUUCUCAUUCCUACUCCUUUUUACUUAUUCUUUCAAUUUCCAUGUUUUUCUCAGUCCUACUACAGCAGGUUUUUCUUACGCUUCCGUAACCUCAAACUUUGUUUUGCGAUUUUAUUAAAAAAAAAACCCCGUUAAUUUACUCCACGUAACUCAGUACUUCCAGUUCUAUUUUCCUUGCAGCCGGAAUCAGCAAAUCUGAUUCUUUGUAAAGUGUUACUUAUUCUUCUUACAGUUGUUAUAAACGUCAAUUGAAUUUCUUGGUUACUUCCGCUGAUAAUUUGGUUGCAUUAGUAUUUUUUUACCUAACACAGGUUUAUCCGCUUCCUGAGACCGACCCACGCCUAUACCCUCCGCAAGAUGCCAUCAGUGGUCUACGAGGUGCGAACGCAGUUGGAUCCGUUAUAGAUUGUCAUAGAAACCCAGCCUUUGUUGUGGAGCUCUUUUCGAGAGAAAACUCAGAAGUGCGUACCACGCAGCCCGGACAGGAACUCGAGACAAUGGUUUGUUUUUUUUCUUGUUGUUGUUGUUUUCCAAGAAUUAAUCUGCGCCUUUUGACACUGCUUUCUGAUUCAAUUGCUAUGGACUCGUGUGAGUAAAAGUUUUAAAAAAUGAAAUUCUGAGGAAGCAUUUAUUAAUUCAUUUGAUUAUUCAUUGAUUUCUUCACCCACAUUCUUGCUUCUUCAUUCAGUCGUUUCUACAUACCGAUACUCAUUCAUUUAUCUCAUUCAUUCAUUCAUUUAUUCAUACAGGCAUUUGGCCAAUCACUCGCUCUCUCACUCAUUCAUUCAUUCAUUUAUUCUUUCUUUCAUUCACACACAUCGACACUUAUUCCCGUACCUUAAUCUUUCAUUCAUUCACUCACUUAAAAACUCACCCAGUUACUUACUCACCCACUCACAUAUUCGUUCACUUAUUCAUUCCUCCAUCUAUUCAGCCAACAUACCAUUGGCUACAAAGGUUAGGUAUGACUCUGUUAAACUCGUAGAAAAUGCCUUCAAGUACUUGCCAAGUUAAUAAACCAAAUAUAGAAGUAAAUAAGGUGUUGACCUUUUUAACUUAUGAAUUUAUCCACCGAAGGAUGAAGAUAUCUGCCGAAUUUGUCACGAUACCAAAGAAAAAGAAGAACUUGUACGAGUUUGCCGAUGUGAUGGAUCUGCGCGGUUCGCCCAUAGGAGUUGUGUCCUACGUUGGUUUCAAUUUUCCUUCCGUCAGGAAUGUGAACUGUGUCAUUACAAAAUGAAAAUUAAGAAAAAUGGCUUUAAACCCCUAAAGGAGGUGGGAAAUUUAAUUUUUUUCCCUCAGUCUAUUCAGACACGAACGAUCCAGCCUGAUAAAUAAGUAAGCCUCUCCGCAAGUUUGUUUAAAAGCUUACUUGUUCAUAAAUACCAAAAGACGUUGGUGAAGAACAAGUUCCCCUUCCUUCCUUUGUGUUGUGUUCUUGGGAAAGAUACGUCACCCUUAAAGCGCUUUUCUCCACCCAGGAGUACAAAUGGGUACGGGUCGUUUGUCAGAGAAAUCUAACGAUUAGCUAGGUGGGAAAGACGGAGGAGGGGGCGGGGGGUCUUCGAUGGAAUGGUGUCCCAUCAAGGGGGAGUAGCAACACUCCCAGUCUUUUUAUGCAACAGAAACUGAGAUCAGUCCCGGCUCCAGUUGGAUGAUGGGCCGCUUAGGUUGAAUGCAGAAUUAUAGAAACCGAGAUAAGCUCGAGAUCUGAGCCAUUAAGCUCGAGAACAGACUCUCUCUUUAACCAUUCUGUGGGUGUCUCUUUGCAGUGGUCCAAUCCAUGCCAGUUCAUGUCAUCAGUGGAUUUCUUUAUCAUGCUGAUCGUCAACAUUUUACAUGGAGCCGUGUUUUCGAUGAUUGUGAUGGUGGCGGUAACGAACAAGUGCUUUAGUCUGACCUGUAUCUCUCUCAUCUUGUUAUGCUUUGCAAGUAUGCAAAUACUUUCAUAG